Molecule: messenger RNA, 4743 nt
Organism: Equus quagga
Lineage: Eukaryota; Metazoa; Chordata; Mammalia; Perissodactyla; Equidae
Gene: SHC4
Product: SHC adaptor protein 4
Exons: 12
Coding region: 676-2568 (630 amino acids)
Biological process (GO): intracellular signal transduction; cell surface receptor protein tyrosine kinase signaling pathway
Cellular component (GO): plasma membrane
Molecular function (GO): receptor tyrosine kinase binding
Source: RefSeq, a predicted model, not a curated record
UGAAAUAAUGCAGAGCAGCGCCUGUCACUAGUGCUCCUGGCUUGUGGCCCAGACGGGAUGCAAGACAAGAUCUUCCAAGAGAGGGCAGCCAUCAGAAUCAACGAACUCAGGCAGAACGGCCUUUGGCUCCUAUAUACAUUUUUCUUUUUUCCUUUUUAAAAUGAGCAAUCACUGGAACAAAUAAAGGGUUAAUAGGCCAGUCAGUGCCCCGCCCUGUGGGAGCCGGAGGGAGCAGGUUUGAAAGUUCCUGUGUGCAGAAGAAGAGGUUGGGGGUGGGGGGCGCUCAAUAUUUCUGCAAGGCUCCUGCACCGCCGGCGAUGCGGCGGGACCGACUGGUCGGUGCCCGGCCCGGUUCUGUGCCUAAGAGUUGGCGGUGAGCGAUCCCCGCCGCCGCCGGCCUGGGUCCGGGCUUUCCCAGCAAGGAAUCCAAAGCGAGAAGGCUGGAUGCUGCCGCCUGGGCCAGGGAGGGACUGGAAUCAGCUGGAGAGGCGUUUUGCCUCUGGGCUGUCACCCUGAAAGGCCCGGGAGUCGAGGCGGGCGAGGGCGAGAGCAGAGUUGGAGAGGUGGCUGCCGCGAGUUGCACGGGGCGUUGAGGCUUUUGCUUUCCGUUCGGUUUAUCUAGCAGACGACGAGGCGAUUUAUGCAACAGUAUCCUGUUUCGGCACUGCCAAGGCUAUGCGAGAACGCGGUCAGGACAGCCUAGCAGGACUCGUGCUGUAUGUAGGACUCUUCGGGCACCCCGGGAUGCUGCACAGGGCCAAGUACAGCCGCUUUCGCAACGAGUCCGUCACGUCCUUGGACGAAGGCAGCCCAGGAGGAUCGGUCGGGAACAAGGGCUCGCCGCAGCCUCCCUACCCCGCCCUGGCACCUCAUCUGCCGGCUGAAGAUGCCACCUUGGCGUCCCAGGAGAGCCCCACACCACUGUGCACCUUGAUCCCUCGCAUGGCCAGCGUGAAGCUGGCCAACCCAGCCACCUUGCUGAGUCUGAAAAACUUUUGCUUGGGUACCAAAGAGGUGCCCCGGCUGAAGCUCCAGGAAAGCCAGGACCCAGCUCCCAGCAGCCCGGCUUCUCCUGAAACCAGUCUAAAUAGGGCUGUGUCUGCACCUCCACCGCAGCCGGACCUGGUGGGGCACAGGGCAGCCGCCUUAACUCCAGAUGUUUGCCCCCUUCCUGGCCCUGGGGAGCCAACCCCGGGGAGCAGGCAGGACAAGCAUUUUCUGCAGCACCUGUUGGGGAUGGGCAUGAACUACUACGUGAGGUACAUGGGCUGUAUUGAAGUGCUGCAAUCAAUGAGGUCACUGGAUUUUGGAAUGAGAACCCAAGUUACCAGGGAAGCAAUCAGUCGCCUGUGUGAAGCUGUCCCUGGGGCAAACGGAGCCAUUAAAAAGCGAAAGCCUCCAGUUAAGUUCCUAUCAACAGUUCUUGGCAAAAGUAAUCUUCAGUUUUCGGGAAUGAAGAUAAAACUGACCAUCUCGACGUGCAGCCUCACACUGAUGAAUCUUGACAACCAACAGAUUAUUGCAAACCAUCAUAUGCAGUCUAUUUCAUUUGCCUCUGGAGGGGAUCCUGAUACUACAGACUAUGUUGCCUACGUAGCUAAAGAUCCAGUUAAUCAACGAGCCUGCCACAUAUUGGAAUGCCGCAAUGGAAUGGCCCAAGACGUCAUAAAUACCAUAGGGCAGGCUUUUGAACUCCGGUUUAAACAGUAUUUGAAAAAUCCUUCUUUGAAUACUUCUUGUGAAAGUGAGGAGGUGCAUCUUGACGGCCAUGCGGAGGAGAGAGAAGAUCAUGAGUAUUACAAUGAAAUCCCCGGGAAGCAGCCACCUGCAGGCGGGGUUUCAGAUGUGCGGAUCAAAGUUCAAACCCCAGAACAAAUGGCUUACUGCCCCAUACGGUGUGAAAAGUUGUGCUAUUUGCCUGGGAACUCCAAGUGUGGCAGCGUGUACGAGAACUGCUUAGAACAAAGCAGGGCAAUAGGUAAUGCACAGGAGAGAGGGGUGCAGUCCCAAGCAGACGCCUCAUCAAUGAAGCACACGUGUCGAGUGGAUCUCUUCGACGACCCCUGCUACAUUAACACACAGGCUCUUCAAAGUACACUUGGCCCUGCCCGAAAUCAAGGCUCAGCUUACCCGCUGGGGAGCCCGUGGCACCGUGAAAAAGCGCCAGAAACUGUUCAGCCAGGUGCCACGGUCCAGCCUGCCAACUCACAUUCUCUGCCACACAUUAAGCAGCAGCUGCGGAAUGAAGACUGCUACCAUGGCAAGCUGAGCAGGAAGGCAGCAGAAAGCCUUUUGGUAAAGGAUGGGGACUUUUUGGUUCGAGAGAGUGUAACAUCUCCUGGCCAAUAUGUGCUGAGUGGACUACAGGGAGGCCAGGCAAAACAUCUUCUCCUGGUGGAUCCUGAAGGCAAGGUGAGGACCAAGGAUCAUGUAUUUGAUAAUGUCGGCCAUCUUAUCAGAUACCACAUGGAUAAUAGUUUGCCAAUCAUCUCUUCUGGAAGUGAAGUAAGCCUUAAACAACCAGUGAGAAAGGAUAGUAAUCCAGGACUUUUGCAUUCCAACAAAUGACAAAAUGGAAGUACCAUCAUGCUAUUUCAAGAUAUUCCAUUUUGUGCUAGGACACAAAGAUCAUUCAAACUUGGUUUCUGGAUAAGAUAGAGAACAAACUGUGAAGUGCAUCUUUCUGAGACCGUCAUUGACUAGGUCCUUUAUACAAUGAAGAACUAACAAAAAUUGAUCUUCAGAAAGUGAAAAUUUGAAAAGGGCAAGAGGAUUGGUCCAUUUGAAAAGAAAUUAUACAUAUGCACGGAUGUCACUUUCUAAGGCCAUAUUGCAUUGAUAACAAGCUAAAAGCACAAUUAAAAUUUCACAUGCUAAAGACAACUUGAAUGAACUGCUGGGGCAGUGGUAUGUGCCUUUCAACUUGAUAAUUUGGGGACAUUUUCAUAUGGGGGAGAUUAGUUAUAAGUGUCUUCAUAUUCUAUGACUACAGAACCAUUUGCCAAAAAAAGUUUUUCCUUGUUACAAAAAUAAGAAGCAAUUUGCUUGUCAGUUAUUGACUUUAUUACAUUUUCUGUUUAGUAGCACUUUCACUGCAAUGGUAAAAUAAAUUUGACAUUGAAUUCGGACUGUGUCUGUGCCAGUGAAUCAAAUCAAAAGCCACUGAAAGCGUUGGUCUGUUUCAUUGGCCUGUCCCAGUGGCUGGUUAAAGGGUUGGGGCCCAAACUCUUUGGCCUAAUAGUUCUCAGUCUUUGCUAUGAGACUAUUUGUAAGCAGCAUGUAACAAACUGAAGAGGUCAAAUCUGUCAGUCAUUUCUGAUUUUAUCAUAUUUCUUCCUCCUUCCCCACCCUCACCAAAAAAACAGCCCAUGAGUGCAUGGAUUUAAAAGAUGGCAAACAAACGAGUGUUUUUCACAUUCAAUAUCCAAAUUGAUUCCGUUAUUAUUUAAAGUACUGAAUUUAUUUGAAAGUAUGGGGAAAUAACCUCGACUGGCUGCAACUGAGUGAUAGUCCCUCACCAACGUGUAUCCUUAGCACCUUUUCUAGAUAUCAUCAGACAAAAUGUCGAGGGAGAAAACAUAUUCAACGAAACAUUUGGAAGGUUUGCUGCAUGUGGCCGUGCUUGUAAGCCAAUAGAGUAAUUAAGUGUCGUGUAGGGAAAGCGCUGGAUUGGGGCUCAUCAAUGUGACCUUGAGCAAGUUGCUGAACAUGUCUGGAUUCCAGUUUCCUUAUUUAUAAAACAGGGGAGCUGGGCUAGGCGAAUUCAGGUCCAAUUUGGCCCUAACGUAAUACGAGUCUAUAAAAAGCAAAUUUUCCAUUUAUUAGGGGUCAGUGUUGAUAACCUGUAUAGUUAAGGUGAAGACUUCGGUUUUUUUCCUUUAGUCUGGGUCUAAACUCAAAGAACGAAUGGCACAACUGAUCAGCAUUCAGAUAGUGGAGACCCCAAGCCUUUCAGUCAAAAAUAUUGAAACUUUGGGAUAAGAUAAGCAAAUAUGGUAGAAGUGGAUUUGAUUGUUUUGAGUAGCAGAAAACUACUUCAGGCCUUUACUCACCUUUGCACAUAGAGAUAUCGCCAUUACUACAGUGUCUUUUUAUCUUGAGUUAUCUGGACAGUUGCCUUAACUCCACUUUAUUUUGGCUAUGUAGAUACAACUUAGUGUUUGUAAUUGUGAUAUAUUUCCUAAGUUUUAAGUAAAAUAUGGGAAACUUCUUUUGGAUAGAAAUCAUCAGAAAUCAAGUACACUGCUCUAAUAUUUUUAUGUAAAGGUUUAUGAUUUUAUUUUACUUCUACUGCCAUUAAUUUCUCAGAUAGCUUUGUUUCCUUUUAUACAACUAGGAAAUAAUGUAUUUUUCAUCAAUUUUGCAUACACCUUAGUUAUGGGUGAUCUAAUCACCUUUAUCAGAAACAGAGCAGAGCUGUGGUCGCAGUCUGGUUGAGCAGAGUGUUAACUGGGUAGCAAGAAAGCGUUCCUGAUACAAAUAGACCCAGAGAGUAUAAAUGAUGUGAGCAGGACACGUCAUGGAUAAGCAGUAUUUGACUAUAAUGGUAUAGGGGUUGGCUGAGCAAAUACUGCACUUACAAAUACCACAGACACAGUAAAAACAAAAUGAAAUCAUAAAAGAAGUGUUUGAUUGCAUGCUGUUUUAAUGACACACUCUUAUCUUCAUCUGUCUUAACGUGGAAAUUCAUUUGCCUAUAAAUACCUGUAAAUGACUUUUCAAAAAAAAAUAAAUGAUUCUUGC